UUCAAGAGGGAAACUUCUUAACAUUUGCUUGGAGCUCACUAAGUGGGAGGAGAAACAAACUAAUUAGUAAUAUCAGGACAGGAGCCAUGCUAGGCUAUAUAAGCUGGUAGGGCAUUUUCUUUUUCUCCACUCUCUUAGCCCUGCUUUCCUUCUGUCCUAGCCAGCAAAGCAACAGCUACCCCUGAACUCAUCGGAGAGGGUCAGAACAUCAACAUGGAAAACAGUGUUGAUGUCAAGAUAGAAACCAAAGGGGAAAGAAAGCCAAUAAAGCAGAAUCCACUGAGCAAAGCUGGGAAGAGAGUCUGCAGAGCUGUUGGGUACAUCACCGGAGACAUGAAGGAAUUUGGAGCCUGGCUAAAAGAUAAACCUCUCAUGAUCCAGUUUAUUGACUGGGUGCUGCGUGGGAUAUCCCAGGUGAUGUUUGUCAACAAUCCCCUCAGUGGGCUUAUCGUAGUUGCUGGCUGCCUAGUGCAGAACCCAUGGUGGACGCUCACGGGCUGUUUAGGAACAGUUGUCUCAACUUUAACAGCACUUAUUCUGGGUCAGGACAGAUCAGCCAUAGCAGCAGGCCUGUACGGCUAUAACGGGGUCUUGGUGGGAUUGCUCAUGGCCGUCUUCUCUGCUAAGGGAAACUACCACUGGUGGCUUCUACUGCCAGUAGCACUGGUAUCCAUGACGUGCCCUGUUUUCACCAGCGCUUUAGGCUCAGUCUUCUGUAAGUGGGAUCUGCCUGUUUUCACCUUGCCUUUCAACUUGGCCUUGACCCUCUAUCUGGCUGCAUCAGGACCCCAUAACCUCUUCUUCCCUACAACUGUCAUUCAGUCUGCAACAGCAACACCAAACAUCACCUGGACGAAUGCUGAAAUGCCAAUGCUCCUGCAAUCCAUUCCAGUUGGUGUGGGCCAGGUUUAUGGCUGCGAUAACCCCUGGACUGGAGGAAUUUUCCUGAUUGCUUUAUUUAUCUCUUCUCCACUCAUUUGUCUGCAUGCGGCAAUUGGAUCAGCAGUAGGGAUGCUGGCAGCACUGAGCCUAGCAACACCUUUUAGCAAAAUCUACUCCGGCUUGUGGGGCUACAACAGCUCCCUCUCAUGCGUUGCGAUCGGAGGCAUGUUCUACGCUUUCACCUGGCAGACACAUUUGCUGGCAAUUGCCUGUGCGCUCUUCAGUGCCUACCUGGGAGCAACAGUGACUAACAUGUUGUCUGUGUUUGGGGUGCCAUCAGGAACCUGGUCUUUUUGCUUGUCUGCGCUGACCUUCCUGUUAAUAAGCACAAACAACUCUGCCAUCUACAAGCUGCCACUCUCCAAAGUCACCUAUCCAGAAGCCAACCGAGCUUAUUACCUGAAGAUGAAGAAACAUCAGAGGUCUUGCUGUGAGGUAUAAAGACCCAAGAAGAGAGAUACUUUGCAGAUUUUAAGGCAAGAGUGCAAGGUGUUUCCCCAAAAAACAUGAUCUGUGUGCUACAAAGUCAAAAGACCAAAAAAACCAAAAUCACCACCUCAUGAGUGGAGAGACUUUUUCCACUGCAUUCCUUUGUGCUAUCCUGAUUAGAUAGAACUGUGCUGUGCUGGAAGGACCUUUCCCAAGACCAAUCUGUAACGAUUCAAAAGCACAUAUGUCUGAAAAGACACUUCAAUUUUAAGCAGUGGGGAAAUGACUUAGAAGUUGAAAAGAAAACUCAGUCUGUGAAAUCGAAGUCACAGCAAUCGGACGUAAAGCAAUAAAGAGCAGAGCAUCUCUCAGCAUCUGAUGGGACUCCUAAUUAAUGGCUAAAACCAGCUUACGACAGCAAUAGGAUACGUCUUAGAGAGCUUCAUAGUAGCAGAGAAGUGGAAUAAAGAGUACCCUUUGCUAAGUAGAAAAUAGAUGGUGAAGAAUUCUACCUGGAGGAUCUCUCAAGCCCAGUGGAGAGAGAUGUGCAUUAGCAAUCAUCACACACAAGAUGGACACAGAUAAAUUGCAGGCAGUGUUGCUAACACUUGCAAGACUUGUGGUAAAAAUCACAAUAAUGGCAGGGAGAGGCUGUCUAUCAGCCCCAGCUUUUGGAUGUUUUAGUUUGCACUAGGCUGGAACAUUUCAUGAAAUAAAUGUUUCAGGCCUACCCAGUUGCAGAGAAAAGUCUGUAAACCCAAGGCCAAGAAAGCAAAUACCAGUGAAAAGAAUCCUUUUCUAAAAAGGAAAAAAAAAAAAAAAAAAGGAAUAAGAGUAAUGAUUUUAUGUUAAUCUCGUGAUUUUUCUUGAUACUUCAACUUGGUCAUGUGUUAGCAAAGGAGGGGACAGCAGCAAAGUCAUUGCUGUCCCUUUCCUAUGCAAUAAAAUGGCUCUAUUCAGCCUGUGCACAAGCAGAACUAAUUUGAGCUGAUCUUCUUGACCUCUCUCCCUACAUCACCACCCUCGGCCCACAAAUGUCAAGCAGCAAGUUCGUCUGCUGCCGAAGUUGCUGCUCUGCCAUCUCCCGCCACGCCACGAUGGGAAGAGGAUUGUUGGAGGACUGGUGGACGUAGCAGAGGUCUACAGCAGACCAGCCUUGUGCCACCUCUGCACGGGCUCCUGGGGUCUGCAGGUAGGGAAGGAGGAAGGUGACCUUGCACCCAACAGUGCUGGUCACUGCCUGGCUCAUCGAGAUACUUCAUCUCAUGACGAAGCUGACAUCUUCACCAAAAAUACUCCAUACGCUCAGGUCCUUCGCUUGACAUCAGCCUACGUGCAGUAACGUUGCUUCUGGGAAAGCAGAUCAAAACCUGUUCCUCUUGUAGCAGAGGAAAUCAGAAGUAGCCUGCGAAUAGUGCUACUGCUGAUUUUUGAGGUUGGGAAAAACACAUGCCUUUUUGCAAACAUCAAAAAGAUCUGAGUGAAAAAUAUUUGAGAUGAACUGCUGGCAGUAUUUUCUGGUGAACUGUUAGGUUUUCAGAUGUUUGACAGUAUUUCUGUAUGACUGACACUCCACAGAUCACUUGUAAAAAUGUACCAUUUCCUGUGUUUUACUUGGUACAUAGCUACAUAAUAUUGUGCGGAGUUAAUUUUUAAAACAAAUAUUCAUGCCUUUUUGAGUUUGGUAUAAGUUUUCCUCUAUUUAUCAUCACUAGGCUCUUCCAAAGACAGAUUAUCCCUUAAAUAAGUAGUCUAGAAGAUGCUGGAAAAUAAAAUUAUGAAAUGAGCGUAUGGGGGAUGCUCUGGAAACUUCUAACUUCUGCUCUUUGUACUUAUGGCAUUUUGCUGCAUCGAUACCUUCUUAAAUGUGCAAAUUGCUUCUGUACAGGAGGCACGAUCAGCCAAAGGCACGGUGUUGUGCCUGCAGAGCUACAGGCAGAGCUGGAAACCUCCUUGAGACCAAAUGAAGACUCAUUCCUAGGGGAGAUGCUGGACAGGCCCCCACACUGGGAUUAGAUAAAGUCAUGUUCUGUCCAGAGGAUGCACCUCUCCAUUUGUCAAACUGGGCAAAUGGAAAAGGAUAUCUUUUGGUGUCUGAACUGACAUCCCCCCUCCCAGAACUGUGUGUGCCCCAGAGAGACAAACCUACAAAGGCUAGCUUUCACUCUUAUGUCAAAAUCUGCACUCGGGUAGGAGUACACACUUUAUGACCAGUGUAAAUCAGCAGAUUUCCUCCAACUGGUGCUAUUUCAGCUUGCUGUUGCUGAGCAACAGGGACAUUUUGGCAGUACCAUAAAGAAACCAUAUGCACAGAACAGAAAAACAACAAAAGAUGAAGGCCAUGUCUCAGCCAUUAGAAAGACUUUGCACAUCAUUCAGAAUUAGUUCUUCAUUUUAUGCUAUCCAGAGAAUUCAUUCUUCCCAUCACCCCAUGCAAAAUAACAGUUAUUUGGCAAUAUGACACGUAUAUCAGUCAGAAUAUGCAUAUCAUGCUUUUUCCCAUUAUCGUUCAUAAUGCAGUCUUUGCUAACAGGACUAAUUUAUCUUAUUAUUGAAACUGUUCUUU
Messenger RNA from Harpia harpyja (harpy eagle), 3937 nucleotides. Its product is annotated as urea transporter 2-like. Bases 214 to 1383 code for a protein of 389 amino acids. NCBI's taxonomy places the organism in Eukaryota, Metazoa, Chordata, Aves, Accipitriformes, Accipitridae. Gene Ontology annotation, biological process: urea transmembrane transport. The record is from RefSeq and is a predicted model, not a curated record. Gene Ontology annotation, molecular function: urea transmembrane transporter activity. The transcript is spliced from 9 exons. Gene Ontology annotation, cellular component: membrane.